UCUUUAUUAUACAAAAAAAAAAAAGAAAUGAAGGACAAUAAAUUCGUCAUGGGAGAAGAGGAAGAUACAAAUAAGACAACGGCUAGUUCCCACACACAUAAAAAACCUACCCGACAUCAUGUAAAACGACGAUCGAGUGGACGAGUGCAUGUUGCGAAAUUGGCGCCCAUGGCCAGAGCCAAUAGUGCAGCCCAUACGGACUCUGAAGCGGAUUUAGUAGACGACACGAGUAGCAUUGAGCGACCCGUGAUGCGACGCUCUCAAUCUCAACGAUCGUUACAUCGCAUGUCCUUUGACAGAAAGGGUUUCACCACUCUCACACCACGUAAUAAUAAAAAGGCCGCACCUGCUAAAGAAGAAGAAGAAGAAGAAGAAGAGGAAGGUGCUGAAGAAAAGGCCGAGGAAAGUGUGGUAAAGAAAACAUGGAGUAACCCAGCUUCAUUGACUGACAGAGUGGUGGCUGCCCCCGUUGAACAAACAUUGAAUGCAACUGCUGAUAAUUUAGUAGUGCCCAAACAACCCUUGUAUACAAAAAUCGUGUCUCCCGUCAAGACAGAACCCGUGCUAAAGAAGCAAUUGCUUCGCUCACAGUUUAUCACCACCGAUGCCUCCUCAUCAUCAUCACCAUCACUACCACCACCGCAACCACCAGCAGCGCCAAUGAUAGCAGAAGACAAUCUUAGACGAAACUUAUCUCGAACACAGCAAAAAGUCAUGCUACAACGACAACAAGUAUACGAAGAAAAUAAUAAUCGACAUGUGCAAAAAGUGAAUAAAGAAUUAAAUCGAGAAUAUAAAUGUAUCAGACGAUAUCAAGAUCCGAUGAAGGACAGUUUAAUUCGAUGUUUAGAGAGUUUAAUCAAGCAAGAGUCUACAAAAGUCAAUCGAAAUCCACUACAGCAUUCCAUGUCUAGUUCAGUGAUUCCAGUGAUUGCUGCUGCUGCCAUGGUGAAUCAAGUGGAUAACCACAAGAAAUCCUAUGUACCUCAUAUGGAACAGAGGCAAAUAGCACAUCGUCAUCACCAUCUUAAGUCCAUUGCUUUAUCACGCCAUCCUCAUCAACCGUUGGCUUCAUCCGUUGACUCCAAUUCUAAUGAUAAACAUGUAUUGGGCUUUUCAUGGAAUGCUACCACCGCAUUUUUAGACAGGAUGUUUAAUACGAAAUAAAAAAAUUAUAUGUGUGUGUGCG
Messenger RNA from Mucor mucedo, 1189 nucleotides. RefSeq lists its product as uncharacterized. The record is from RefSeq and is a predicted model, not a curated record. NCBI's taxonomy places the organism in Eukaryota, Fungi, Mucoromycota, Mucoromycetes, Mucorales, Mucoraceae. Bases 28 to 1167 code for a protein of 379 amino acids. The transcript has a single exon.